This is a messenger RNA of Trachemys scripta elegans, 2031 nucleotides long. It is a transcript of the gene RAI2, whose product is annotated as retinoic acid induced 2. Gene Ontology annotation, biological process: animal organ development. The record is from RefSeq and is a predicted model, not a curated record. Lineage: Eukaryota; Metazoa; Chordata; Testudines; Emydidae. The transcript is spliced from 2 exons. The coding region runs from base 321 to 1991 and encodes 556 amino acids. Gene Ontology annotation, cellular component: nucleus.
CAGCACCGCGGCACGUACAGUGGCUCGGCCACGCCAGUCGGGCGGCGGCGGCUGAGGCUGACAGCGACGCAGGAUCCCCCCCCCGGCCCCCCUCAGUCGGGCCAGAGCAGGCGCAGCCUUCUCCGCCCCCCCGGUCCAGCGGCGGCGUGACACCGGCCGCGCUCCAUGGAGCCCAGCUAGGGGCUUCUGCCCGCAGCCGCCGGGAGAGCCGGAGGCCAAGCUAUGUUGGUGCAGAUGCUUUUGGCAGCCCUGACCCAAUGCGGAUCCUGGUGACAGCAAUGUAAAUGUGAAUUUCUGCAAAGUCUCAGAAGUCCUGUAAAAUGGAGGAACUGUACAAGGACACACAAAAUCUGCCCAUGGAUGUUACCAACUCUCCUUCCACAAUAGCUAACAAUAAGCUAGAAAAUGGGGUCGCUCAGCUAAUAACUGCUGAAGCCUGGAAUAUCAACUCCACAGACUUGAUGAAGAAAGCACUUUCACCACUUGUGACUGUCCCAGCCCCUUCAAUCCUUACCCCACCAGCAGAAUCGCAAAGUGGGGUAGCUCUGAAAGUAGCAGCCACAGUGCUCCAGCCAAUUUGUUUAGGGGAUAGCCCAGUGGUUCUUCCAAUACACCUGCAAGUAGCCGGGAGCACCACCCCGCAGAUUGCGCCUAAUAACAACACUCCAUAUGUUAUGACGACACAAGGUCCAGUUCCACUACCUGUCCUCUUGGAGCAACAUGUGUUUCAACAUUUAAAUUCUCCAUUGGUGUUACCUCAGGGUGCUCCCUGCUCCACAAAUCCCAUUCACAGCAAUCUUUUCCAGGGUUCUUCUGUCCCGGUUGGACAGCCCCAGUUACUGGAUCAGAAACCAUCCAACCAGACCCAGGAGCCCAUCUUACCCCCAGUGUUUCAGACACCAGGAUUUGCUGCAGUUCUUCAGGAUUUGUUUCCUCCACAGGGCACCUUAGGUUCAUCACCCUGUCAGCCACCCCCAGAUUACUCCUCUGUUCCACCCCAGGCCUUCAGUUCCCCUCUAUCUCCACUAGUACCCCCAGCCACCCUCCUAGUGCCAUAUCCUGUGAUUGUCCCCUUGCCAGUCCCAGUCCCCAUCCCUAUCCCCAUCCCCAUCCCUGUGCCUCACGGCGCUGAAUCCAAGGUCAACCCAGACUACCCCAAGCCACCGUUGUUCACCCUGUAUUCCUGCAAAGGCACCCAGACCCCUCUGGAGAAAGAAGAAUCCAAACCCUUUGAUUUCAUCCACCACAGGGAAUUUUCCCAGCUGAAUCGUCACACAGUCAUCAAGAUGAACAAUGAGAACGAGGCCCUGGAUCUUUCCAUGAAAACGAUGCCCUUGCUAAAGGCAGGUGAGGUCAGUUCUCAGCUCUCCCCUGAAGAUGGUGCUUUAGAUUUGUCGAUUGCUUCCUACAGGAAGACAGGCAAUGCCGGGGUCCAUGCUGAGGCAACUAAUGCAAUUUGCUCUGGAUCUAUGAUGGACAGUGCUGCUCACUCCAUGAUGGAUAAACUCUCCAGUGCAACUGUCCCCUUUGCCCCUCCGAAACCUCACGACGCCUCAGCCAAGGUCGACAGCAGAAUGACUGGCAGCAAUUCGGCCGAGUUCCUGAGACAGCAGCAAAAGUGGCUGGUGGAUCAGACCAGCAGAGCAGCCUGUGAGCCCAAGGCUGGGAAUAAUAUUGAGAUUGUGAGCACUUCGCAGACUGCCAAAGUCAUAGUCUCUGUCAAAGAUGCUGUGCCCACGAUUUUCUGUGGCAAGAUUAAAGGCCUCUCGGGAGUAUCCACCAAAAACUUCUCCUUCAAAAGGGACAUGCCCCAGGACUCUGUUCUGCAGUGUUACGAUGUGAAGAACCAGCCAGAGCCUAGGGAUAAUGCAGAAGCUCUUAGGAAACCAAUCAAAAACAGGAGUGUAAAGUUAAAGAAAAUGAACUCCCAGGAGAUACACAUUCUUCCAAUCAAAAAGCAACGGCUCGCUGCCUUCUUUCCAAGAAAGUAAAUUAUGGGUUUUUAGACUUUUAAGAUAUAAUUAUUAUUAU